ACACUGAAACAAUUAAAAAUAGAACGUAUUUCUACGUUUUUGGGAGCAAAUGAGUUAAUCUGUUAUCCAAAAGAAAAAGUCAUUCAAUUCAAGCCUAAACGGCGCAUUUACCCGCAGUUGAAUAAUUAGAUGCUGAUGAACGCAACACAACAAACCCGCAGAAGUGAGCGUCGCCCGCAAAAUGAUACUAAAGUGGAUGUUCUAGAUCGUGGGAUGACGUUGCUGAAGAGCCGGAGCAGCCACGUGGAAACCAAAGCGUCGAAAUAACCGAGCGUUCUCACAGCGUCGAGCCUCUCUCUCCGGCUCGGCGUGUUUUUUGCUUUCCAGCCCUCUGCCCUGUUUCCCCUCCCCCUCGCCAAGCCAAUGCUAUUUCCUCCCAAGUCUCCUCUGCGGCACAAAAAGCGACGCCGUCACUUUUCCGACACGGGCUCGGCGAUGGGUUAGCGUGUUCGCGCGUCAAGGAUGAAGAGGUUCGUGACCAUCGUCUUGCGCGGUCUGCUCAGCCUGUCCAAGGAGAACCCCGUCUGGGCCAAGGAGCGCCAUUGGUUGCCCAAAAAGGAGAUCAGACGGAAAAGGAGGGCGUUCCGAAGUGCCAGAAGCGCCGGCGGACGCAACUUAGUCAAGGCGAUGAUACUGACGGUGUACCUCAGCGACGGAGAGCAGGCCCUGACGGAGGUCCCCAUCACCCCCGAGACCACCUGCCGCGAUGUGGUGGAGUUCUGCAAAGAACCCGGAGAGAACGGCUGCCACCUGGCUGAGGUCUGGAGAGGAAACGAGCGAGCCAUCCCAUUUGAGCACAUGAUGUACGAACAUCUCCAAAAAUGGGGACCCCGCAAGCAGGAGGUGAAGUUCUUCUUGCGGCACGAAGAUUCUCCCACCGAGAGCAGCGAUCAGGGGAGUCAGCAGUCUCAGGAUCAGACGGGACGGAGGACCGGCAACGCUGGAGAGAAGCACAAUGAGAACGGGGUGGGGAAUCCUCGCGUGGAGCUGACGCUUUCCGAGCUCCAGGAAAUGGCCACCAGGCAGCAGCAGCAAAUUGAAGCUCAGCAGCAGAUGCUCGUCGCUAAGGAGCAGCGUUUACGCUACCUGAAGCAGCAGGAGCGACGUCAGCAGCAGUCGGCCACCGAGAGCGAGAAGCUGCAGCGGCUGAAGGAGCGCGUGGAGAGUCAGGAGGCCAAGCUUAAGAAGAUCCGUGCCAUGCGGGGUCAGGUUGACUACAGCAAGGUCAUCAACGGAAACUUGUCCGCAGAGAUCGAGCAGGUGAGCGGACUUUUCCAGGAGAAGCAGGCCGAGCUGCAGGCGGCCGUGCUGCGGGUGGAGCAGCUCAGCCUGCAGUUGGAGGACCUGCGUCGGGGAAAGCUCAAUGGCAUUCAAACCACCCUGGGCGGACAAGUGACCGGCACUGCUGCACUGGAGCUCCGGAAGCUGUACCAGGAGCUCCAGAUUCGCAACAAGCUAAACCAGGAGCAAAAUAGCAAGCUUCAGCAACAGAAGGAGCUCCUCAACAAACGCAACAUGGAGGUGACACUCAUGGACAAGCGCAUCAGCGAGCUGCGGGAGCGCCUCUACAAGAAAAAAGCUGAGGCACGUCAAAAAGAGAACCUCCCUCUCAACCGAGCAAACGGCCCGCCGUCCCCGCAGCCGGCUACCGGCACGUUGGGGCGCGUGGCUGCCGUGGGGCCUUACAUCCAAGUACCCGUGCCGACCCGACAGGACGGCGGUUACGUCUUGCCGCCGGAACCGCUCAAGCCGCAAACUUUGGGUGUUAAUAACCAAGCUAACCAAGGCCGUGCCAAGUCAGACGGCGGCGCGCAAAAGCCGCCCGGCGGCACCUGGAAAGUGUCCGAUUUAGACAUCGUCGUGGACCCGCUGCCUGAGUCUCACCCGGGUCCGGGAGCAGCCUCUAGUUCUGACAGCACGUCCCCCGGCGACGCCGGUUGGCCCCCCGCGGCGAAAGGGGGCGCAUCCCUAAAGCCUCCCGAGAGACGAGACUCGGAUUCGCAAGCUAAGACCCCCCCUUCCGGCAGCCCCGCCGCCUCAAGUGCAGAAAAGUCGCCGGACUCCAAAAUGGCCGUGUCGUCCCCUUCCAUAUCCAAACCGCAACCGCCGCCGUACGGCUCGCACUUGUCUUCGGCGAGCUCCUUGGAGCGUCGCAAGGACGCGCCGCCCCCGCUGCCCCCGCCGCGGCAAAUGCCGAACCCCCCGGCGCCCGCCUGGGCCCGCGUGCCGCCCGCCACCGGCUCGUCCUCGCAGCAGAUCCAGCAGCGGAUAUCGGUGCCACCGAGUCCCACUUUCCAACCCCACGCGCCGCUCUUCCCGACCGGCAUGAGCGAGCGGUUGGACCCCCCGCCGGCCGUGGCGGUGCGCCCGUUCAUCCCGGACAGAGGGUCGCGGCCCCAGUCGCCUCGUAAGGGCCCGGCUACCAUGAACUCCAGCUCCAUCUAUCAUAUGUACCUCCAGCAGGCGGCACCGAAGAAUCAGCCACUCAAACCUGCACUCAAAGCAGUCUAUGGGAAACCUGUCCUCCCUCCCAAUUCGACACCCCCGUCGCCCCUGCCUUUUGUUCCGGCCGGAGGGGCCUUCCCGUUGCUCCAGGGUCCAGCCGGCGGCGUCGACGACACGCUAGAUGGCGACGCUGAGGAACAGGACGGCCUACGCCACACGGAACCGUUGGCUCCUCCCCCCAGCGUCGAGAACAUCCCACGCCCGCUCAGCCCCACCAAGCUCACGCCAAUGGUACACUCCCCAAUGCGCUACCAAAGCGACGCCGACCUGGAGGUGCUCCGGAAAAAGCUAGCAAACGCUCCGAGACCCCUGAAAAAACGCAGCUCUAUCACGGAACCGGAAGGCCCGAGCGGACCCAACAUCCAAAAACUUCUUUACCAGAGAUUCAACACACUCGCGGGGGGCAUCGAAGGAAGCGUCGGAUCGGGGGGCGGCAACGGCGCCGGCAACGGAACGCCCUUUUAUCAGCCGGCAAAUCCGCCGGGCUUUCUGGCCCGCGACCCGGCCGCCGACACGGACAACGGCAACCUUCCCUUGGACGCACUUCCUCCACCGCCGCCGCCCGAAGCGGAGGAACCGGGGUCGGAGGCGUCGCCCGUCGACCCCAACGACAACCGGCCGCUGCCUCCUCCUCCUGAAGGACUUUUGGACCCCGCCGAAGACGAAGGACCUGAAGAGGACGAGGACGACGACAACAAUAACAACUUGGAAAGCUCGAAAACUUUACCGAGCCCCGUGCUGGAGGUAACGUCUCCGGAGGAGAGCGGUAUCGCGCUGACCCAACCGUCACGCACAAACCUAAAGAAACCCGAGUCUGAGCGCACUGGCCACGGCUACCGCGUCAAAUUCAACCCUCUGGCUCUCCUAUUAGACGCGUCACUAGAGGGCGAGUUCGACCUGGUCCAGAGGAUCAUCUAUGAGGUGGAAAACCCCAGCACGCCCAACGACGAGGGCAUCACCCCGCUGCAUAACGCCGUAUGCGCCGGACACCACCACAUCGUCAAGUUCCUGCUGGAUUUCGGCGUCAACGUCAAUGCGGCCGACAGCGACGGAUGGACUCCGCUCCACUGCGCCGCCUCGUGCAACAGCGUCCACCUGUGCAAGUUGCUAGUAGAGUCGGGGGCCGCCAUUUUCGCUAGCACCAUCAGCGACGUGGAGACGGCGGCUGACAAGUGCGAGGAAAUGGAGGAGGGUUACAUCCAGUGUUCACAGUUCUUAUACGGUGUUCAGGAAAAGAUGGGUGUCAUGAACAAGGGCACGGUGUACGCGCUGUGGAACUACGAAGCUCAGAACCAGGACGAGCUGUCUUUCGCAGAGGGCGACGCCGUCACUGUCCUGCGGCGGCAGGACGACAGCGAGACGGAGUGGUGGUGGGCGCAACUGGAAGACACGGAGGGCUACGUUCCUCGCAACUUGCUGGGGCUCUACCCUCGGAUCAAACCUCGCCAGCGCACUUUGGCGUAACGCAGCACUCCUAAGAAGCAAGAGCAGCGAACAAAUGAGCCUCAUGGAUCUUCUCCCGGUGUCCGUUUUCAUUCCUAUUUACACUUUUUAGACAAGCACUCCAAAUCCUCACUCUACCGUUUGCACCCGUUCCAAAGUGCAGAUCUUUUAAAGGUAACCUGACUCGUUGCAGUAUUUCCUUUUUUUUUUUUCUCUCAACUUUCUCGUGGGUCAGUAUGAGUCAACAGAGCAACAGUAACGGUGCCAUGUUGCCGAAGUGACAUUUAAUUGCGUUUUUGUCUUUUUUCUUUUUUUUUUUUUUAAAUGCUUGAAGCUUGGAUUUGCAUUUAACAAAUAUAUGUAGAAAAGCUUUGGGGAAAUACAUAAGUACAUGAAAAUAAUGAUCAUAAAAACUAAACAAAAUAUAGAAAAUGACAUUGAAAAUUACAACUCUAACUUGGAAAAUCCUAAAAAAAAAAAAAAAAAACGGAAUUUUUUUUUUUUAGUUUUAAAAGAAAAGGAAGACAAUUAAAAAUAAAUAUUCAAGGAAAUAAUUUGGGGGUGGGGAAUAAAAAGAGCAAAUAAUUAUUAAAUUGCUCCUUAUUUAUAUUUCAUAAAUAUUUUACAUUUUUUAAACAUAUAUUUUAAACUAAUUUUCAGUAUUUUUAUUUAUCGUUUUAUGAUUUUUUUUUUUUUUUUAGGAUUUUUUAAAUUGUAAUUAAAAAAAAGGGAAGAAACUUAGGCAAUUAUUUUUAAAUAAACAUAUUUUAGGAAAUAUUUUUCUUUGAAAAUAUAAAUUUAAAAGGAGCAAAUUAUGAAUACAUUUUUCUCUGAAAUACAUUUUAAUUUUCUUUUUAUGAUUUUCAAUAUAUUUUUUAAGUCAUAAAAGAAAAAAUAGUUUUAAAAAAAUGCUAAAGAAAAUAUUUUCUGAAAAUCCAUAUGAAAAAUGAGCAAUUUCUGAAUAAAUUGCUCCUUUUUUAAUUUCCGAAAUAUAUUAAUUUUUAAUCUUUUCAACAUAUAUUCAAUUUUCACUUUUUUAAAAAAUAAAUUUUCUUUUUAUGAUUUUUAUUUUCGUAUUCUCUUUACUAAAAACUAAUAAAAGAAAUAUUGUAGAAGAAACUUGGACAAUAAAAAAUAAAAUAAAAUAUUUUUGUCAAAACAUGAAAAAUAAAAAUGAGCAAAUUAUUUUUUUUAAUUUUUAUUUCCAAAAUAUAAUUUUUUUCAUAUACUUAUUUAAUGAUCAAUUUUUAUUGCCCUUUUAUGGUUUUAGGAUUUUCUCAUUUUUAACUGUAUUAAUAUUCUAUAUUUAGCAUUACUUUUAUGAAUACUAUUUUCAUGCAUUCCUCCAAUGCUUUAUGUACAUUUGCUAAAUAUAAAUUCAACCCUCAAGGGGUUAAAACACAUUUUCUGUCUGUUUUUAACCACCAAAAAUGGUUUGUUUCCAAAUAUAUGGCUUUCAAUGUUUUCUCCUUAGAUAGUUAAACAACCACAAAAAUUCGAGAAAGACAUUUUCUAAUCACGUUCAUUCACUAGCUGCAAUUUUGGACGUCUCUCGCUGUCAAUUAACAAACACAGGCACCUGACUUCAAUUUCAAUAGUGUUCUCUCACAAGCCUUCCAAUCUCAGGACCGACGCCGAUAACACUCGAGUGUUCCUAUUUUUACGUUCCGGGAGCGACGAACCAAACACGACCUGUUCCGAGACUCACUUUCCGUUCCUGUAUUACCUUCCCGCGCAUGUACGUUGUGGUACAUGCCGGUUACCUGAAACUCCACAGUGUGUUUUCAUCCUCCAGCGGCUUCAUUUUUCUGGAUUUAAAAGCUGUACAUAACCAGAGGAGCGUCCUACCGUUGUUUGUUUGCCGUAAGGACGAGGUGGGAUUUCCUCUUAUUAAUGCUGUACUCCACACAAAUACAAACAUCUGUAAAUGUGAACAAUAAAAGUGAAGCUCUGGCAUGACUCGAGUGUGGAUUUUAUUUGUGCCGCCAGGGGGCGCGCAAGUAUCAGUGAAUUAUUUUAUUACAAGAAAGUACUAGGUGCUUGUCCACUGUGAGAGACUAACUAAAAACAAAAAUCCUGAAAUCACAGUGUAACGAUAUUAACAAUUUAUUUGUAUUAUACU
Corythoichthys intestinalis (scribbled pipefish) is the source of this 6070-nucleotide messenger RNA. It is a transcript of the gene ppp1r13bb, whose product is annotated as protein phosphatase 1, regulatory subunit 13Bb. Lineage: Eukaryota; Metazoa; Chordata; Actinopteri; Syngnathiformes; Syngnathidae. Gene Ontology annotation, cellular component: nucleus. The transcript is spliced from 18 exons. Gene Ontology annotation, molecular function: transcription factor binding; p53 binding. Gene Ontology annotation, biological process: regulation of apoptotic process; apoptotic process; negative regulation of cell cycle. The coding region runs from base 463 to 3969 and encodes 1168 amino acids. The record is from RefSeq and is a predicted model, not a curated record.